Messenger RNA from Miscanthus lutarioriparius, 243 nucleotides. Lineage: Eukaryota; Viridiplantae; Streptophyta; Magnoliopsida; Poales; Poaceae. The record is from the annotation of a GenBank genome assembly.
AUGGGGUUCAUGCUGCGGGUCAGGCUGGCCUCCUUCUUCGCCGGCGCGGCGGCCGCCGGCGCGGGCGGGGGCUACUUCCUCUACAAGGACUACAAGCUCGCCAACGACUCCAUGGCCCUCAAGGUGAAAGGUCUCCAAGACUCUACUGACACCCGCUACAAAGCCCUUGAAAAGCGACUAGCUGCUUUGGAAGGUCAGCUAAGCACUGGGGCUGCACCAGAUGUGUAUACACCAUCUGAUUAG